Scomber scombrus (Atlantic mackerel) is the source of this 2018-nucleotide messenger RNA. RefSeq names its product paired mesoderm homeobox protein 2. The record is from RefSeq and is a predicted model, not a curated record. The transcript is spliced from 4 exons. Gene Ontology annotation, molecular function: RNA polymerase II transcription regulatory region sequence-specific DNA binding; DNA-binding transcription factor activity, RNA polymerase II-specific. Lineage: Eukaryota; Metazoa; Chordata; Actinopteri; Scombriformes; Scombridae. Gene Ontology annotation, biological process: regulation of transcription by RNA polymerase II. Bases 177 to 989 code for a protein of 270 amino acids.
UUGGAUUUUCACCUCUGUCCUAUAAAGCAAGCUGUGCUGUCUGCGUGGAGGUCAUGUGACUUGGAAAGGAAGGGGGGAGGAUUGGAAGAGAAAGAAAAAGCCAGCAUCCCAGUAGGAAUCAACCUGGCCCUUUUCACUGGACUGGCGUUUAAUAUUGGACUCUUAAUAACUUGGACAUGUUUGGCCCAGGGCAACUGGUAUCUACUCUCCUGCCUGCAGUUUUCCAUUCACCUGCAGCUCACUUUUUCCCCGCGUUCCCAACCAGACUGGGCUCUCAACCUCAGAUUCUGAUCCCGGGGCCCUUUAUCAGCUAUGAAUCUUUGAGGAAUUAUCUGCAGCCAGAGCCAUGCAAGGAAGCUUUGCUCCUGGCCACGCAGGCGGUCGGGAUGGGUCAAAUCACAGAGGGCAUAGAUGAACAGAGGCCAGUGAAGCAGCGUCGUGCACGGGCCAACUACAGCAGCUGGCAGCUGGAGGAGUUGGAGAAGGCCUUUGAGACCACCCACUACCCAGACAUCUUCAUGAGGGAAGCCCUGGCCCUCAGACUGGACCUCAUCGAGGCUAGAGUACAGGUUUGGUUUCAGAACCGGCGUGCCAAGAUGAGGCGGCAGCUGAAACUCCAGGGCCAGCUUGUGGGGCCUUACGUAAAAAGAGACAGUGAUGAAACGUCUGACAAAGCGAACAGGAGUUUAAAACAGCAGACAGAGAGUUCUGACAGCGAGCACUGGGAGAGACGACAGGAAGAAGAAAACUAUCCAUGGACAAAAGCUUCGAGUGCUCCGCUGAGCCUGUGUAUGCAACCUGUGACCCAGAGGUCAGGGAAGUGGGAGAGGCCGGAGGGGCCGAGCUCAGAAGAGCUCCGCUCCUGCAGCAUCGCCAAGCUGCGGGCCAAAGCCAGAGAGCACAGGGCUGAGAUCCACAGUACUGUAAACAUGUCAGAAGGCGUCACACAGCCCCAAACAGAGGAAGCUGAUGCCAUGCGCAGUGAUUGAUCAUUUUCCUUCUUCCUGUUUGUACAGAUAAUCAUAACUAAACAACAGCAGUAGCAUACUUAUUUUUAACUUUUUGGGAUGAGGAGUUGCAUUAUUUACCUAUCAUUAACAGAAUAUUUCAUUUAAUAUAAAAUAUUACAGUAAUCUUGUAUAUGAUGUUACUCAUUUUUUAUGUUGAUCAACUAACUUUUUUGUAGACAGUUUUAUUUAAAUAGGACUUUAAGGAAGUUAUGUUGAAGUUGUGGUGGUUAACACAUAUCAGUGCUUUGUUUUGUUUUGUUUUGUUUUGUUUUGUUUAAUGCUGCUUCUGUAAAGCUAUCUGGGCCCUUAAUUCAUUCCUUCAAGGAUUGAUUGAUUAUUUUACAUGUUAUUCUGGGUGCAGGUGACAGUGCAUAAUGUCAGUCUGUCAGGUAACAACUGAAAUGGGAUAAGACGGAUCAUUUCUAAAUGAUUUCACCAAUGACAAGCUCACCGCUGACUUCUCGGGUUACCGUUGCAGACAGGCAGGAAGUCUGCAUGAAUCCACACGUCCUCAUGGGAAACAAUGGAAAUAGCUGAAAAAUGAAAUCAUGAAGAGUGACUGUAUAUACGUUACAUGAUAAAUGUCUGUUUCCUUCAAAACUGCAUGCAUCAAAGACUUAAUGUACAGUAUUUUUUCUGGUUUCCAUUUAAAGUGAUAGUUAAAAAGAAAAGGUUGUGAAUCUAAAGAGGAGAUUUGAGUUAUCAUUUUAAUGUCUGAAGUGACUUGAACCCAUUCAAAAAACACAAAAUAACAUCACAAUUAAAUGAUUAUCAUGGAUGAGGACAGAAAAUAUGACUUGGUGUAGAUAUAUGGAACUGUUUAGGUUUUUUUGAAACAUCCUUAAUCUGGUUUAAUUAAAAAAACAAACAAUUUAGCCUAAAAAUCACAGCUGUUAUGCCAAAUUUAGUAUAUGAAGGCCACAUCAAUGCCUUCAAGAUGAAUUAACCGGUAAAUUAAUUGAUUGUGUAUAUUAGUGAUUUUCACAUGUUAAUCCUAUUAAGCAAACA